AUGGCGUUUUCGCCGCAGCUUACCAUCGCCAAGGCAUCGCUCCUCGCCUCCCUGGUGCGAGCGGAACCGACGGCUUGCUCCCGCGACGAGAUCGAGCACUUCCACAUGCUGCUUGACUCCGCCAUCGCCCAAUGCUCACCAGCCAACGUUCAGUCUACGGCAAGGGUGGCCGCCCUGGGCAAGUUCCUGGCCGCCCUGGCCGCAUCUUCCGUCGCCUCUGAGCGACACCACAACAAGAAAUCGGCUGCGCCCGCCAACAACAAGCCCCGCGUGGCGCCCCGGAAGCCUUCGGCCAAGCGAAGGAGACUGCACCUGCUUUACAUCAUCAGCGACGUCCUGCACCACACUCGCACCGUUGACAAGGAUGAUACCUUCGCCGCUGGCUUGGAGCAAACCCUCCCGGCCAUCUUCAAAAGUGCAGCCUCCUUUAGCAAAUCGCCCAAACACAUCAAGAAGCUCCAUGACCUAGUGUCCUUGUGGGAGGAGAGGAGUUAUCUGCUGUCGCCGGAGCUUCCUGCCAAGCUUCGCGAGGCCAUCGCAGCCGGCUCAGCAGCCAUUUCAAGCUCGAAUGUUACCGAAGCUGAUGGUCAAAGGGGUGGGAAAGCAGGAGGCGCCCCGGCUCCCGCCAAGGAGGCGCCGUUCUUGCUGCCCUCGACCCACGGCGACCCAUCGACGGCCUGGUAUGACCUGCCGGCCGCCAACUGGCUGCACGUCCUGGAGCCCAAUUCGACGCGGGUUGUGGAUCCAGCCCGAAUCAAGCCGCUGGAGCUGAACCCGGGUGCCGCCGACGUGUAUCUUGUCGAGGCGGUCAAGUCCCUCCUGGCCGAUGUUGACCGCCAAUAUUCUUCCGAUGUCGGCGUCAUCGGCGCCGCCGACGAGAAUGACCCUUCAGUGAGCAUCGACCAGAUGGGCGAGCGCGUCGAACUCGAUGAAAUCACAGGCAAGAUCCUUGGUGGCACCACAUAUUACGGGUGGUCCCGUGACUUCUGUCUCAAGAUGAAGGCCCGGCGGAAGCAGGGUCGCGCUGGUGGUAGGGGCGGCGGCUCCAGAAGUAGGUCGCGAGAUUCGAGAGACAGCAGCGGUUCCACACGCAGUCGGGGUCGGGACGUUAAUCGAGACCGGGGUGGCAGCUACAACCAAGGCAGAGAGAGGAGCAGAGGGAGAGAUGGGAGCAGUGGUGGCAGCCGGGCCCGUAGCUCGUCCCGCCCGGUCUUCAAGCGUCGCCGUGUGUCUCUGUCUCAGAGUAGGAGCCAGUCGAUGGAUCGCGGAGGGAUCGGACGCGGCCGCAGUCGCAGCCGCAGCUACUCCCCGGACCACUACCGGCGACGAUCCAGGUCUCGCAGUGGCUACGCACCUUCCAAAUCACGGUCUAGGAGCCGAGACCACCGCGGGAUGGACCCCUCCCCGGGAUAUUCGCCCCCUCCCGCAGCCGCUACAGGGCCGGUCGCGCCGUUUUUCCCGGGCAUGCCGUCAAACAUGCCGCCAAACCCGCAAUUCCCGCCGCAACCGCCCAUGCCGCCGAUGCCCUUGCCUCCGCCGCAUAUGAUGCCCGCCAUGCCGAUGCCACCUCACCAGUUCCCCGGCCAAGCGUUUGGAGCCUACCCCCCGCAACCCCCGUUUCAGCCCUACCCCAACCAGUGGCCCGCUGCUGUGCCUGUGCCACAUCCUCAUGGCCUUCCAAACACCCCGAUGGGCAUCCCGAUGCAAGCCCCGCCGUGGCUGCCACCGCGGCCGGAUCAGCAGGGCGGAUGGAUUGGCGGGUGGGGUGCUCAGCCGCAGCAACAGUCGCCUCAGUCCCCCGCGGGCUCCCCUCCGGCCCAUCAACAUCAUCGACCGCAGCAGGGCGGCUAUCAGCACCAGUACGGGCGGGGCGGGGGAACGGGCGGCUACAGAGCUGGGCCCGACCCCUACGCGCAGGACCUUGGUCCCUCGGCAAAGUAG
Molecule: messenger RNA, 1941 nt
Organism: Gaeumannomyces tritici R3-111a-1
Lineage: Eukaryota; Fungi; Ascomycota; Sordariomycetes; Magnaporthales; Magnaporthaceae
Exons: 3
Coding region: 1-1941 (646 amino acids)
Biological process (GO): intracellular calcium ion homeostasis
Cellular component (GO): perinuclear region of cytoplasm
Source: RefSeq, a predicted model, not a curated record